CUCCGAGGAAGAGCAGUGAAAACAGACGGUCGGAGGAACGGGCUCAGUCUGCGGGUUCAGCUUUUUAGAAAGGCUGCGCGGUUCUUCGUGUGGGUUUUGCUGCACAACAGCGUCACCUCGUCCGGCACUAUGGUGGUCAAAGUGCACGUCAUUUACUGCGGUGGCUGAGGGUACAAACCCAAGUUCACCAAACUCAAGACUUUGCUUGAGGAUGAAUUCCCAGGUGAUCUUGAGAUUACUGGUGAGAGCACGCCGACGACAACGGGGUGGUUCGAGGUGGAGGUGAACGGCAAGCUGGUCCAUUCGAAGAAGCGGGGGGAUGGACAUCUAGACAGCGAUAAGAAGCUUGCGGUUGUGGUGAGGGCCAUUGAAGAGGCUCUGGGGAAAUGAGGCCGCACUUCCACUGGAGUCUGGUGUCUUAGUGUGUCUUUCUCUCCGGCGGUGCGAUUAAUGAGGGUGGUACCCGAAGUGUCACAGACACGGGUGCGACUUGAUGGUUCUCGUGCUGCCGGGGAGAUUCCACGCUGAAUGCCUGGACUCGACGGCUUUGGAAAACAAAGGGAAACCUGAUAUCCUGUGAAACGUACCCAUUGGGGGAGGGGGGGGGGGUUGCUUCAUAAUGGUGUGAUCUUCUGUUCUCAUCUGUGGUUGGGAUAUUAAAAAUCCUGUUUUAAUGGCUAGAAUUAUUAAAGGGAGAAUAUUCUGCACUUCCUUUUCAGCAUAUUUCUUUUAAAAUGUGUAUUGCACAUAGUUGUGGUCAUUGCUUUUAAAAUGCUGAGGUUUGCUUUUGAAAUGCUGUGGUACUAAUAAAGGGAUGUCAGUGAAAUGUU
Molecule: messenger RNA, 830 nt
Organism: Scleropages formosus (Asian bonytongue)
Lineage: Eukaryota; Metazoa; Chordata; Actinopteri; Osteoglossiformes; Osteoglossidae
Gene: selenow1
Product: selenoprotein W, 1
Exons: 6
Cellular component (GO): cytosol
Source: RefSeq, a predicted model, not a curated record